ACACUUUUUCAUUUCUCUCUAAUCCUCAACAAUCAACGCAUUGUCUUAGAUAAGAGACGAUAUGGGUUUCACAAGUAAAACAACUCUCUUCACCCUAGCUCUAACCCUAGCCUCAUUCCUCUUCGUCGGCAACGCGGAGUCCAACGCGGAGCACUCAGAGGGUAUCCACGUUGUAGAACACGAUCUCCGAUCUGAUCUCGUGGAUCUCUGCCAUAAAACCACCAAUCCUAAACUUUGUCUAGACACAAUUAAACCACACUUCCUCAAGAGUGCAGUUACUCCCAUUAAGGCUCUGGAAGUUGAAGUUGAUGCAACUCGUGACCAAACUGUAAAAACUAUGGAUGCCAUUGGUACAUCACUUGCCGAAAGCAGUGCUUCCAAUUCAUUGAAGGAUUCUCUUGCUAUAUGCAAGGAUCAAUACCAUAGUAUUUUGGAUGCUAUCAAAGAAACCAAAGAAGCAAUCAAGGUUCAGGAUUUUAGUACAGCGAAGUUGAAAUUCAGUUCUGUAUUGUCAUACCAAGCAUCUUGCAAGGAUGCAUUUGAAGGGAUGGAGAAGGAAUUCGCCUUUUCUAAUGACAAUGAUGCUGUGUUUCAGUUGGGAGGAAACUGUUUGGACAUCAUUUCUGAUAUGGAAAAAGCUGAGAAUCCUACGACUCCACAACCCACCAUUCCAGAACCAGCCGCAACAACGGAACCCCUGUCAGUUCCUACUACAUUUAAGAACGUAAUUGGAACCAUAAGCUAAAGUGUUGGGAUGUACAAUAUUCAACUUUUUAUAAUGGUAAAAAAAACAUAAAAUUAAUUUUAUUAUUUGUAAGUGGGUAAGUUUUUUUUUAAUUUUUUUUUUAUGUAUAGAUAAAGUGAUAAUAACCACUAAAAACCUACACAUAGUUAGUGUAAGGUUUGAGUUGGAGCCCUAGAUAUAUUAUCAAACCUAGUACCUAGUUUUUUUAUGUUGAGUUAUGAUUUGUGGAUGUAAA
Messenger RNA from Lathyrus oleraceus (garden pea), 980 nucleotides. RefSeq lists its product as uncharacterized. Lineage: Eukaryota; Viridiplantae; Streptophyta; Magnoliopsida; Fabales; Fabaceae. The record is from RefSeq and is a predicted model, not a curated record. The transcript has a single exon. Gene Ontology annotation, molecular function: enzyme inhibitor activity. Bases 62 to 745 code for a protein of 227 amino acids.